GGGUUCAGGGGUGCCGGAGCUGGGAGUGGCUGCUCCCAGUAUGAGCCCAGUUGCCACCUCCGUGUGGUUCCAGUUUCCUUGGCAUUCCCAGUAUGAGCCCUGCCACUCCCAGUCAUUCCUUAUUAUGAUCUAAUUUGCCUCCUACACUGUCCCAGUUGCUUCCAGCUCGUCCCACUUUUGUCCAGUGUGUUCCCAGUUCUCCCAGUUACCCCAUCAUCGUCCGUGUCAUUCCCAGUAUGAGCCCAGUCACUCCCAGUUGCCUCCAGCAUGGUCCCAGUUUCCCCCAGUACAUUCCCAAUCUCUCUCCGUUUGGUCCCAGUCACAACCCCUUUGGUCUCAGACACUCCCAGUAUAUCCCAGUUGCCCUGAACAUUCUCAUUGUCAUUCCCAGGCACUCCCAGUUACCUCACUGUGGUUCACUUGCCCCCAGCUGUAUCCCAGUUGCUCCCAGCAUGGGCCUGGUAGCUCCCAGUAACCCCCAGUCAGGGUCCAUUGACCCCCACUCCAAUCCCAGUAUGAUUAUAGCUACUCCCAGUAUGAAUCCCAGGAUGAUUCCAGUCACUUGCAGUCUGAUUCUAGUCACUCCCAGUCUGAUACCAGUGAUCCCAGUUGCUCCCUGUCAAUGCCAGCAUGACCCCAGUAGCCUCCAGUAUGAUCCCCAUGACUCCCUAUGUGUUCCAAUAUAUCCCAGUCACCCCCAGUCACUCCCACCUCCUCCCAGUUUCUUUCAGUAUGAUUCCAGUUCCUCACAGCCACUCCCAGACAAUCCCAGUAUGAUUCUCAUCACCCUCAGUGUGAUCCCAGUUCUCCUCAGCAUGGACUGACCUGUUCCCACUGUGAUUCCAGUACGAUCCCAGUUGCCCCAAGCAUAGUUCCUGUUGUUUCUAGUUCCUCCCAGUAUGAUCCCAGUUGUCCCUUGAAUACUCCCAGUCCCUCUCAGCAUGGUCCCAGUCACUCCCAGUUGCCUCUAGCGUGGUCCCAGUCAUUCACAGCAUGGUCCUGGCUGUUCCCAGUGUUCUUUUAGUCCCCCCAGUACGAUCACAGACAUUCCCAGUAUACCCCCAGUGUCCCUCAGCAUGCUUGUAGUCAUUCCCCGUCACUCCCAGUUGUCCCAGUAAGGUUCCAGUUACCCCAGUACAGCCCAGUCACUCCCAGCGAUUGCACUCCUGGCAUCCCCCAGCCCUCUCUGCGUUCCCCCGUCCCAGAUCUCCCGAGAGGAGCCCCAAGGGCUGGAAGUCCCCAGCCAGGGUCCCCAGCAAGCCCCAGUUUGGAUGUGCAGCCCCCAGUUUUCCCAGUUUCCCUCUCCUUUUCCCCGGGCCGGGUUCCCCCCGCCCCCAGCGGGUGGGAGCAGCCGAGAGCCCCGCGCUGCCCAUCCCGACCUGUCCCGGCUCCAUCCCCGCUGCUCCCGCGGGCUGCCAGGGGCUGGGAACGGGGCACCGAGGGUGUGGCUGCUCCUGGGGGAGGAGGAGCAGGGAUGGAAGAGGAGGGAUGAAGAAGGAGCAGGAGAAUGGAUGGAAGCAGGAGAAGGAGGUGGGGUUAGGCAAGAGGAGGAGGGAUGGAAGAGGAGGAGCCGGAGGAAGAGGAGGAGGAGGGACAAAGGAGGAUCAAGAAAAGGAGAAAGAACCACGAGGCCAAGCGCUCCCUGCAUUUGCAGCCUCCCCACCUGUGGAAUCAUCACCCCCCAAUCCCGCAGGAUUUCCCAUUCCCAAUCAUUGGCCAAUGGAAGAGGAAGCUGUGAGGAAAAGGAAGAUGCCCCAGAACUCCCAGGCAGACAAGGAGCUGAGGAUGGAGACCAGGGAGGACAAAUCCCCACAGCAGAACCUCAUGGGAGAGGCCGUUUGGAGCAGCUCCAGUGCUCAGGAAUCCAAUGAGGAGGAAAAUCCCCUGAGAUCCUUCACAAGGAGGGGCUGCAAAGACAGAUCGGAGGGAUGUGAGGAGGAAAGACCCACACUGUGCCGGGAAGGCGGCCGGAGAUGGAGCCAGAGCUCAGAGCUGGUGGAGCAUGAGAAGCUUCCUGAUGGGGAGAAGCCCAACAAGUGCUCCGAGUGUGGAAAGAGCUUUAAACAGAGGUCCAACCUAAUCAGGCACCAGAGGAUUCACACUGGGGAACGACCCCACGAGUGUGGGGAAUGUGGGAAGAGGUUUCAGUGGAGCUACACCCUGAUCCGUCACCAGAUGGUCCACACGGGGGAGAGGCCCUACGAGUGUGAUAAAUGCAGGAAGAGGUUUCAGCUCAGCUCCAGUCUCCUCCUGCACCAGCGCACACACACGGAGGAGAGGCCCUUCCGCUGCCCUGACUGCGGGAAGGGCUUCAGGCAAAACACUCAUCUUGACAGGCACCGGCUCAUCCACACUGGGGAGAGGCCCCACAAGUGUGAGGAAUGUGGGAUGAGCUUCAGCCGGAGCUCCCACCUGAACCGGCACCAGAGGACCCACACUGGGGAACGGCCCUACGAGUGUGGGGAAUGUGGGAAGAGCUUCAGGCAGAGCUCCAACCUGAUCUGCCACCAGAACAUCCACACUGGGGAAAGGCUUUACAAGUGUGGGGAAUGUGGGAAGAGCUUCAACCAGCAUGCCAACCUGAUCAGCCACCAAAAGAUCCACACUGGGGAGAGGCCAUACAAGUGUUCUGAGUGUGGGAAGAAGUUUCGGAUCAGCACCCAGCUCCUUGUACAUCAGCAAAUUCACUCAGAGGAGAGGCCCUUCCACUGCCCCGACUGCGGGAAGGGCUUCAAGCAGAACUCCACCCUCAUCAUCCACCGGCGCGUUCACGCCCGGGAGAGGCCCUACGAGUGUCCCCAGUGUGAGAAGAACUUCUUACACAGCUCAUCCUUGACCAGACACCAACAGAGGCACCAGUAAGGGACGCCCUGUGAGUGCCCCCAGUGCAGGAACAGCUUCGUGCACUGCUCCAACUCCAUCCCCCACUGGAGUACCCAUGUUGAGCAGAGCCCUGGUGACCCACAUUCCCUGUGAUCCAUGUUGGGAAGGCACUAUUCUGGUUAUCCUUUUGUUUUGACCUUAAUUUUCCUCUGAUUCAUCUUCAUCCCUUAAAAAGAGCCAAAACAGGGUUGAAAAGAAAGAAAUUGACCAAAUAUUUCUGAAGUCCCACCAUUUCACAGGUAAUUGAGGGGGAGUUUAGGAUUGGAGCCAUAUUCUGGAGGAUUUGUGUGUUCUUGGGGGAUUUUUGCUGGAUACUCCAUCUCUUUGCACUCUUAAAGCCAAAAGGGAUCAUCUGUCACCUCAAAACCAUGCAAAUCCCACUAGGAACAACUCAUUUUUAACCUAGAAAGGCUGAAUCCUACUGUAACCUGAGGGGUUCAUGGCUAGGGAGACACAAAUCAUGACUCGAGACCUCUGGAUCAUGAGACAAACAGCAUGUUUUAUUGUUUGGAUCUCCCUGAUAUACUAAGUUCUAAACUCCCAGUUCUAGCUCCUAGCCCUGCCCAGCUCCUUGACCAGUGAUAUGUCUGCUCUCUGAACUGGCUAUGACUGGUUGAGGUGUCUGCAUGAGCUCUCCCACUCACCUAGAGACUUCUAGAACAAGGCAGGUCAGCUGAGUUGGGUCUGUUAUGGCCAGAUUUAUCUUCUCUGGCUGACAGAUUAGCUAUUCUGUCGCCCUUUCGGUUCUAAUUAAAAAAAGGAAAUGUUCUUUGUUAUCCUUCUUGCAGGCACCUUGCAGGUAGGACGACAAAGACAGUAUGAAUUUAAUUUGAAUGAGGCUUUGUACUCAAUUUGAUAAACUUAAGUUUCCCUAGCCAGUGAUGUGUCUCGUGUGUUAUUGGAGCUGCAGUAUUCACGUCUAGGAGGUGUUAGGCGAAAUCCACUAAUACCACAAUUUGCCAGGCUAGCAUGUCACAGGUUAAUUGCUUAGAAGUUACAGGUUCCAACUUGACACUAGAAAACAGUAAACAAACUAAAAACCAUUUCAAUCAAAGCACACAUCUUUCUGCCUCUGAUGUCUCCCAAAUGUUUGAAUCUUGGAGUAAAGCAAGGUGGUGGGUAAAUUGUCUUACUGUUGACAAUCUUUUACUUAGAAAAACAUGAGAGCACCUAAAGCUCUUGAGGAGGUGUACACCCACCCCACACUUUUUACCUUUCUUUAACAAUUAUGACAGGAAUAAAACACGUAUUUUUGAACAUGACUAAGGUGAAACUUCAAACUGCCUAUAUGUUUUACCAUCACUCAGGCUCUGCUACAGCUGAAGGGCCUCUUUAUCACAGUGAGGACUUGAAGAGCCUCUUCUGGAUGAGGCUUUUCAUGUUUAUCUGAGGAAAAAAGAUUUAACUUCUCUAAAGCCAAAUCAGUUAGUCAAAGUGACUUGCUUUCACUUUUAGAAAUUUGCUAUUGACUUGAACAGGAGUUGGCAUGAGUGAAAUAUGAAAGGUGGUUGUUAGUAAUUUUUAGCAUGAAAAUGCUUUGUUGAAAUGCUGUAACUGAAAUGGUAGGAUUUUUGGAAGAGAAAAAUAAGUAUCUUGGUGCUUCCCUUUUUCUUUGGAGGGUAAAAACAGCAUGUAAAUGAUUAUGAAUUUUAUACAGAAGAAAUUAUCAAAUAAAACCAAAAUUUUAAAUAUCA
Prinia subflava (tawny-flanked prinia) is the source of this 4577-nucleotide messenger RNA. Its product is annotated as zinc finger protein 239-like. The transcript is spliced from 3 exons. Gene Ontology annotation, molecular function: RNA polymerase II cis-regulatory region sequence-specific DNA binding; DNA-binding transcription repressor activity, RNA polymerase II-specific. Gene Ontology annotation, cellular component: nucleoplasm; nucleus. The record is from RefSeq and is a predicted model, not a curated record. Lineage: Eukaryota; Metazoa; Chordata; Aves; Passeriformes; Cisticolidae. Gene Ontology annotation, biological process: regulation of transcription by RNA polymerase II. Bases 1489 to 2862 code for a protein of 457 amino acids.